Molecule: messenger RNA, 886 nt
Organism: Erigeron canadensis
Lineage: Eukaryota; Viridiplantae; Streptophyta; Magnoliopsida; Asterales; Asteraceae
Product: PRA1 family protein B1-like
Exons: 1
Coding region: 31-681 (216 amino acids)
Biological process (GO): vesicle-mediated transport
Cellular component (GO): endoplasmic reticulum; Golgi apparatus
Source: RefSeq, a predicted model, not a curated record
UCAACUGAUUUCUCAUUCCGUUACAACACUAUGGCAUCUCAACCGCAAUCCUCCCUCCCAAUCUCAAACCCUAAUUCCACAACCACCACCACACAACCACCGUCAAUCGCCACUCCGGCACUUCGUUCCUUCAUCUCACGCAUCUCCACCUCCAUCAGUAACUCCCUCGCCGACCGCCGACCAUGGACCGAACUCGUUGACCGCUCCGCCUUUUCCCGUCCGGAAUCCUUAUCCGAUGCCACGUCACGCAUCCGUAAAAACUUAUCUUACUUCAAAAUCAACUACGCUGCUCUACUCUCCGUGAUUCUCGCUUUCUCUCUUGUCACUCAUCCUUACUCUCUUAUCAUCCUUCUCUCUCUCCUCGCUGCCUGGAUCUUCCUUUACAUGUUCCGUACUUCCGAUCAGCCGCUAGUUAUCUUCGGCCGUACAUUUUCCGAUCGCGAAACCCUAGGGCUUUUGAUCGUACUCACUGUAAUCGUUGUUUUCCUUACGAGUAUUGGAUCGCUUGUGAUUUCUGCUGUUUUAGUUGGAUUAGCGAUUAUUUUUGUUCAUGGAGCGUUUAGAGUUCCAGAGGAUUUGUUUUUGGAUGAUCAAGAUCAGAGUAAUGCCGGUUUGCUUUCCUUCCUCGGCGGAGCAACUACUACUGGCGCCUCUAUUCCUCCGUCAGUGGCGCGUGUUUGAAAAUCGAGGUGAAACUUAUUAAUAGAUUGUACGUUUUGCUAGUUCUAAAUGUACUGUUGAUUGGCUAGAUAUUGAAUUGGAUCAGAUAAUUUUUGUUACAGAAAAUUGGUUAAGAGUUUGUCUGACCUAGGUUAGUCGAUUUCUAUGUACAAUACUAUUGCAAUGAGGAAUGUGGGUUUAAUAGUUUAAUUCACGGUUUUGCUUA